AGCCACUCCCACCGGGGGCCCAACAGCAGGAGGCACCACCCCUCUCCAGCCAAUCACAGUGCAGCAUGACCCCUCCAUCACUCCUCAGUUUCCAAGGUAACUGGGCUGCUCUCCUGAAAGGCGCUACAUCAUCAGCAUCCGUCCAGCGAGGGCUGCUCGAGGCAGGCAGCCUUGCGGUAGAUCAUAUAGCAGACACCUCCCUCACACACCGCACUGGAAGGAAAAAUGGAGUAGUGUAGUGUUGUGUUAAACCAAAAGCCCCAUUCUCAGGAUUACGCUGUGUUUCGCCAUGAACGUUGCUGUAUCGCCAGUGGCCAGCGAGGCUUCCUCACCUAUGAUAACUUCUGUGACCCCAACCCUGGAACCCUUCACGGAUAAACACGAUGAUUCAGAAACAUGUGUGCCAAGCGUUAGCGGGGAUGGGGCAACCCAGAAACAAGAUCCCAAUCGGAGUUACCAGAAGCCUCCAGCACUCCACACAGGGGCGGACUGGAAGGUCGUUCUUCACCUGCCGGAGAUCGAGACCUGGUUGAAGGCCACGACGGAGAGAGUGAGAGACCUCACACACUCUGUGCAGCAAGAUAGCAUCAAUAGACAUGUGGAUGUGCACCUGGUACAACUCAAGGACAUCUGUGAAGACAUAUCCGAUCAUGUUGAGCAGAUCCAUGCACUGCUGGAGACCGAGUUCUCCCUGAAGCUCCUGUCCUAUUCAGUGAACAUCAUAGUGGAUAUCCGAGGCGUUCAGCUCUUGUGGCACCAGCUACGAGUGUCUGUGCUGGUUCUGAAGGAGAGACUUCUCCAAGGCCUGCAGGACUCCAACGGCAACUACACACGCCAGACCGACAUCCUGCAAGCCUUCAGCCAGGACCACGACGAGGCUCGACUGGACGCUUUGACAGAAGUAGAUGACUCUGGUCAACUGACCAUUAAGUGCAGUCAGGACUACUUCUCUCUGGACUGUGGCAUCACUGCUUAUGAACUGAGUGACUACAGCCCAAUCGAGGACCCGGAGGGCCAAGGGCCACGUUCCCUAUAUCCUGAAUUGGAACACGACUUUCCUGAACUGCUUCAGAGUGUGGAUCUCCUCAGCAUCGCAGCCUCUAGACAGAAUCAGGCAUCAUCUCUACCUACAGAAGAGUCCGUAACCUGCACCCAGGGGCAGCAAGAGACAAUCAACAGCCCUACCAAAGGGGACAGCACGCCAGCUCCAACAAUGCAAGGUGUGAUGCCACAGGGAGACAGCAGCCUUGGCCUUGCCAAACGCCCUCUUCAGGGCGGCUUUAGGAGUGAAGUGUCACCUACACAACCAUUGCCGAAGAAGCCAAUGUAUUUGGAGGGAGAUGGGGAGACAAAGUGCAAUAGAUCUUCACCUCUUAGGUAUCAGGCUGACUUGAGCAGAAGCACACCAUCUCUUUUGGACCCACCAGAUUGCUCAAAGUUUUGGCUGGAGCUGGAGUCAGUUUAUCCGGGCAAUGGGAGUCAAUCUUAUGAGAGUCUCAAUGGGAGGAACUUGCAAACAGGUCAACAGGCAGCUCACAAGAUGCCCCUUAUGCAAUUCCAAGUUCCCCCUGAGAGGCGUUCAUCUGAGGUAAUGCAGAGUUUCCACUCGCAGAACCACUUAAAGACGAAUGAGGCCAAAGCCAAGCAGGCUUACAGUGACUCUUCCAGCCCUCCACCAUCAUCCGGGGAGGACGUCUCUGACCAUGACCCACAAGAAAUGUCCUCCAGCCCACAUCACCACGCUCCGAGUUCUCUCUGGAUUAUGAACCAAAAUUCUUUGUGCAUUUCCAAUAUCUCUGGCAGCCCUAAAGAACACUGGUACGGCUCGGAUGAGUUUCUCGCUCUUCCUGCCCAGCUGAAGAAGACGGAGAUGUUGGCAAUGAAGCUGGAAAGCCUGGCUCAAGCUUUGCCUCAAAGACACCUGCAAGAGCCCAUACAGGAUGUUGAUGAUUGGGAACUCGCUGAGGUCAUCCCUGAAUGGGAGAACAGCUCUGAUCUUCUCCUUCAUCACUCCUAUAAGAAGCCCUUCGCAGCAGGGCGGUUUUCGCCUACCUCCUCAAGCGACGUGGCUCCAUCUGUAGGUGAGAGCAUUGAGUCUGGGCCCCUCAGUGACCUGUUGUCAGAAGACGAGGGGGCGCGGAGUACACCUGAUUCCAGAAGAAACAUUAUAGCUGGAAGGCCCAGUGUACCAAAGAUGAUGUUGCAGUGCACACCACUGAUAGAGCAACUACUCGAGGACAUACAGCACCAGGAGAACUACCAGAAUGUUUGGGGAAAGAUAGAGGGUUUUGUUAGCAAGCUGGAUGAGUUUAUCUGUUGGCUGAGAGAUGCCUUAGAAACCACGGAGAACUGGACGCCACCCAGAGCAGAUAUCGACAGCCUCAAACUCUACCUGGAAACCCACCUUAGUUUCAAGCUGAACGUGGACAGUCACAGCACACUCAAAGACUGUCUCCUGGAGGAGGGACGGACGCUUCUGGAACUCAUCACCUCCCACAAAUCAGGGAUGCGGGACAUGCUCCAUAUGAUCGCUCACCAGUGGCAGGAGCUACAGAGGCAAAUUCGCCGUCAACACAGCUGGAUGCUUCGUACACUGGACGCUCUGAAAACUCACAUACUUUCCAGUGAGAGGGAUGAGGAACAGAAAACACACAGUCAUCACGACAGCCCUAAGGCCGAGGUCCAUCAGAGCUAUAGAGAGGCCCAGAAAGAUGUUUUGGAUCAAAUGAGAGUUAAACUGAAGAGUCAACAUCACUGCUCCAACAACAUAAAUGUGGAUUUCACCCUUUUGUCCAAGUGUAACAGCCUAUCAGAGUUUGAGGCAGAGUACCAGGAGCUCUGGGAUUGGCUGAUUGAUAUGGAAUCCAUAGUUACGGACAGCCACGAUCUGAUGAUGUCAGAGGAACAGCAGCAUCACCUGUAUAAGGGGAACAGUGUGGAGAUGUCCAUGUGGCUUCCAAAGAAGACACAACUUCUGGGUUGGUCUGAAUCUCUGAAGAGGAGCGGUGCUGAACUUCCUGCUGACUUUGACCAGCGACUGAGUGCCCUGAAGACCAAAUGGGAUCAACUCGAGAAAACCCUGUCCGAACACAUUGAACCCAGUGUGGGCAAUCAAACCCCUCGAGAUCUUCUGUCUCCAGACACCAAGAGGAUGGUGACCCAGCUGGAGAGCCGGAUCAAGGAGUUAAAGAGCUGGCUGAGAGAAACAGAGCUCUUCAUCUUCAAUUUGAAUCUCAGACCAGAUGCACAACCGUGUGAGAGCAGCAAACAGGAAAGCAAUGACCCACAACAUGACCCACUGGCCAUCAAACAACUCCAGCGUUUCAAGGCUCUCUGUAUGGAGGUGCGGGGCAGACGGAAGGGUGUUUCCUCUGUGCUGAAUCUCUGUCAGAAGCUGCUGGAUGGACCUGAACACCAGAGCUCAGACACAGAGAGACAGUCGCUGCAACUACUGCAGGUCAAUCUGGAGAGACGCUGGGAGGCCAUCGUCAUGCAGGUUCUACAGUGGCAGACCAGACUCAAACGCUCGCUGGGCAGAGAACAGGUCCCAGGAAACCUCAUUGAGCCUUCACUCAUGGACCUCCAUGGCCUGACAGAAGACUCAUGGGAGUGGGAUGAGAUGGACAUGACCAUCAGCAAUUUGGAGUCACAGGAUUGUGAAGAUAAGCAAAGCCCUGAAUCGGAGAUGCACCUUUAUUCCCCAAAAGAGCCUUUGAGACAUUCUGAGUCAAGGCCAAAUGACACACAUUGCAGAACAAUCCUGGGCACUGCGGAGACGAAUGCUACAUCUUCCCAUGUUUAUCAGGUGUAUGGCCUGCAUAAAGUUGAACUCUACCAGCAACCCCAAUAUAACCAUAAAUCAUCUUCAGCCAAAGCCCAGCAGCCACUAUUGAAGAGUCUGAGCAUGGAUUCCUCGUUCUCCUCACCUGAAUCUCUGCCUGAUAUCCUUGGAGAACUCUUGAAGGGGAAACAGGCGCUGCUAUCAGAGUCGGCUAGGAGAUCAGAGAGCGAAAGUGGGAUAGUCAGCGAAGGAGACACAGAAACUAUUGGUAACUCUGAUAUCUGUUUGCUGUUCCAAAGUGAAGAUCCAAAGGUCUGUGUUACUCUCACUCCACCCACCCAAGAAGAUUCACUAAAUGGAGACAGAGUCUCCGAUGAGGAUAUAGAUAGGGUUUUGGAACGUGCCAAAAAGUGUGCAGAAUAUGGAGACAGUCUCACAAUUGGGAAAAGAGAUCAACAAUGGCAUAUGUUGAAAAAAGAGAGAGUGGAGGGUUGGGAAAGCAAAAAAAAACACCGCAAGGAACCAGUGGAGAUCCUCAUCAAUGGCCAUGGCCCGAGCCUUGAAGUUUACUGCAAAAACCAUCGCACGGGAGAUGAUGAUAAGUUAACCACAAACAAAAUUCUCCAAAAGGAGUUCACACAACUAUCCCAAGGGUCUUCCCUUGACUCCCUUUAUGCAGUAGGAGAGUUAUUUCCAUCAAGCAAAGAGACACUAACUCGUAGCACUUCCCUGGAAAGCUGGCUUACUCCAUCUAAGAGCGCAGAGGAUGCAGGUAGUAAGGAAAGUCUAAGAAGCUUUGGAUCGGCUGUGGAGCCCACAGGCGAGCUCAGCAGAAGAACUCUGGAUCUGCUCAAACGCCUUGAAGACAUCCAAAGCCCUCUUGCCCUUAAGAUGACGCGUAGCGUUUCUGACGUAACACUCCAGAGCAGCUCACUGUGGCGUGGGUCACGCUCGGCUGGCGCUCCCUCAUCCAUUAACGAGAGCUCUGCAGCCUCUCUAACAGAGCUGAGCAGCACUGAAGACUCAUCGGUGGCAUCGGAAGACCUGGCUGUACAAAUGAACCGCUGCAUGGAAUCCAAUGCAUCGUUCAGAAAGCAUUGUCGUAGCCAGCAACAAAACGAAGAGGCUGAUGCUAGCAUCAGUAUGGUCGUCAAUAUUUCUUGCACCUCGGCAUGCACCGACGAUGAGGAGGACAGCGAUCUUCUCUCGAGCUCUACUCUGACUCUCACCGAAGAAGAGCUUGGUAUUAAAGAUGAUGAAUCUAGCGUAACAUCAGAGGAAGAGUACAUUGAAGGUUCCUUUGCUCUUGGAAUGGACUAUAUGAAGGGCGAAUUUCAGAGUUGGAUAAAGCCCAGAUCUCAGUGUAGAGAGAAAAAUGAGGCAGAUCUUGUGGAUGAAUUGCAGUGUGGCACCUUGUCAAGAGAAAUCCUGUCACCCAUUAAGACCGCCAACGAUCAGCAUUUUCUAUGCCAUUCUGCACUGAAGCUCUUGGAAGUGAACACUAAUGCUAAAAACGAGAGCUUUACGCAAAAAGAGGUGGAAGGCAAACUUCGAGACGCCACCAGAAGCCAUAUCAGUCGCUUUGUUGACGAUAUGGAGAAUGGUAAUGUCGAGAGCGCUCCCAUCAAAGGAAAUAAUGAAGAUGACGAGCUGCUUAGGGAAGAUGGAAGUCUGCUUUUUAGGACCGGGGAGUCAUUUAAAGGGUGUUACAUGAUGGAUGCUGUAAAUGCUGUCAAAAGCGGUAUGUUAACCAUCACCUCUCCGUCCUCAUGCGAACAGCUCAGCUUAAACUCUGUAGAGUCGUCACUGGAGGGACAACUGAAAGGUGAGCUUCCCUGUCACAGUUCUCGCCGUCCAUCUCCCUCCAUCUCACCUGUGGAGGAGUGCUCGGAGUUAGCCGCACACGCUCACAGCCGAGAGAAGCAACUCGCUUCCUUUCUAAAUGAUGUCCAUGAGAACCAUCAAGAAAGCUCUUCAGAUACCUGUAGUCACCAUGUUUUCAUUUCUGAAGAUGUCAAGAGCGAAAAUGUCCAUAAUUUUGUCAUGGAGAUCAUUGAUAUGGCAUCUGUGGCCCUGAAAACCAAAGAGGCACAGACAGACCAGCCCACGGAGGUUUCUAGCCCAACACCUGUGUCUCAGAUCAGAGAAAAGGUCCUUGAGCACUCCCAUCGGCUUAUCAACCUUCGCAAGGGAGACUUCUACUCCUAUCUGUCGCUUUCUUCGCACGACAGCGACUGUGGAGAGGUCAGCACCUGCACAGAGGACAAGAGCAGCACCCCGAUCCUGUUCAGUACGCCAGAUAUGCGUGACGAAGAGCCGCUCUUUGAGGCCUGCACCGAGGAAGUGUACCUAGGCCCUCCUCUCUGUUACAGCAUGUCCGUUAGCAAACGGACCAUGAGACAAGGCACCUUCGGUAUCCCGAGCCCAACACCUCCAUCGGCCAGUGAUGAAUACCAAAAAUCAGAUGGUAUUUCUCAAGCAGGUGUAGCUGGUAGCCAGCCAGAGUGCCAUAAUGAGGCGGCUUAUCUUAAUCCUUUACCAUGUGAAACCCCGAUAGAUACUGUUGAAUGUUUUGCAGAUACUAAAGUGCUUGAAUCCAAUAUUUCCCCUGUAAUGACUAAGAUAAGAGUCUCUUGCUCCACUACAAAUCCUUUAAAGGAGGAAGGCACCCUUUAUAUUAAUCCUAAAAUUAACUGUCCACUGAUAAGGAAGACUGAUAGCGAUGAAAAGGCCCCUGCUUCACAGUUGAUGAGACACAAGAAUGUCGGAAAAGGGCGCAGCUCUCUUCAGGAAGCCAAGUCGACUCAUAAACAGUUGGCAAGGUCAGAGAACGGCAGUGGUGUUGCAGUGGGCCGCAAGGCUCAAAUCAGCGGUCCGCAAACAGAUAGCUCAUCUGCAGGAAGGAGUAGAGUCAGCAGCAGGCCUCAGGUCAAAAGAUUUUCUGGAAGCCUAUCUGCGCCUGUGUGUAAACCCUAACAGAUCUAGUUAAAGCUAUUUGAAGUCUUACACACCGCCAUCUCUGCAUGGUGACUUUGGGGUCUGAAAUCUACGCCCUCUUGGAUCUUAGUGCAUGGGCCACUAGUCUGGCACUUUAGAGACCUCAAUCCUUCAUUCUCAGCACCCUCAUCCUCUUCCUCCUUGCUGCUUUAAGAUCUUUACCCACUGGUGACCUUAUUGUGACCCACCACUCCAAGCUCCACCCUGGACCGAGCUACCUCACCAGUCUGCCACCAUCCUUAUCCAGUUUGACACUUAAGUUCACAUGUAUUCACAUUAAAACCUCUUGUUAUAUCCAUCAUUACCUGCUAAUACUAUAUCUGAUCAGCCAGCUACCAAUAUCAAGCUGUUUGCAACCGUUAGGGUCAAAGCUGAGGUGCGUUACUUGAGGGUCGCCCCAACCAAGUUGUGGUUUUAGGAAAUGAUAAUCAGUAAUGUGGCCAUAAUCAGUCUAGAAUGGCACGUGAGGUCAUGAUCGCCAUAUUUUAGGCUAUAAACCAGGCUUCAAGGUUUUUUGGAAAACGACUGACGUAGCGCCACAAUUUCUAUGCAACAUCACGGUUGUAUAAUGUUGCGUGGCAUGUGAUUUUUGGCAGUUUGAUGCGAUAAAGCUUUUUUUUUACUCUCUGAGAACAUAGAAAUGUAUAAACGUAAAAUUUUGUGCCUUGCAGUUAUUACGUUUUGUUAAAAACACUGCUUUUCCCUGUUGUGUUUCCAGUCAUUGGUGAGAAAGCAGAUGUGUGGAAAAGGCUGAUAUUGACGAAUGGGCAUCUGUAAAUAUGUAAACUGUACGUUCAAACCCUGGUGUUUAAUGAUGUCAUAAUUACUUCAUGUUUGUGUAUGACUGUUUGUGUAAUGUGAUAUGAAUAAAUAGCCAACUGUUAGACUGCAUGGUGAAUUAUGUACAAGAAAACUUCCAUAAAUAAACCAAAUUUAAUGAAUCCCA
Xyrauchen texanus (razorback sucker) is the source of this 7724-nucleotide messenger RNA. It is a transcript of the gene akap6, whose product is annotated as A kinase (PRKA) anchor protein 6. The coding region runs from base 290 to 6757 and encodes 2155 amino acids. The transcript is spliced from 15 exons. Lineage: Eukaryota; Metazoa; Chordata; Actinopteri; Cypriniformes; Catostomidae. The record is from RefSeq and is a predicted model, not a curated record.